CACGAUAUGAAGGACACCACUACAGCGACGCUGGCCACUAGGAUCAGCAAUAUCGCAUCCAUGGUUCCCGACGAGAUCAUUUAUAAUCCGUCGGACUACAGCGUGAGAACUUACGCUGGAGCUCUUAUGUUCAUUGAUAUAUCUGGCUUUACGGAGCUGUGUGUAUGCUACACAAAACCUGGAUGUGGGGGGCCGUCCAGGCUAACUCAGGUGCUGAACUCCUACAUCGGAGCCAUGGUCCAAGAGAUAAUGGCUCAUAACGGAGACGUCCUCAAGUUUUCCGGGGAUGCCUUCCUGUCCAUGUGGAAGAAGACACCCAGGCUUAGCAUGCAGGAGGUGGUCCACACGGCCAUAGAUUGCGGGCUCAUCAUCCAGAAGAAUUACGGGACAUUUACCACUGAUAUCGGGAUUAUUUUGAAGGUAAAAGUUGCAAUCUCCGCGGGCCUGGCCCACUUCUCCAUAAUCGGCGGAGACACCGCUUCCUCCCACUACGUGAUCGUGGGCCAGCCGGUGUGGGACGUCAAGAUGGCGCAGUACAUGAGCACGGCUGGGGACGUCCUCACGUCUGCCAGCGCUUGGAUUUACGUGAACGAAGCGGAUUAUUGCACUCAGCCCUGCGGCGAUGGGAGGCACACUAAGGUUUUAGGUGUGGGGGCGACGUGGAAACGAGUUGAAAAUGGACAUGGUUCCAUGGCUACCAACCCAGGUGUCUUUACCGAAUAUGGACCAAAAAAUGCAACUGACAUGAUAGAAGAUGAAGGAAUAACAAGAAUGACAUACAUCGAAUUUUCGCGUAAGUAA
Amyelois transitella is the source of this 801-nucleotide messenger RNA. Its product is annotated as adenylate cyclase type 10-like. The record is from RefSeq and is a predicted model, not a curated record. The transcript has 5 exons. Gene Ontology annotation, cellular component: cytoplasm. Gene Ontology annotation, molecular function: adenylate cyclase activity. Bases 7 to 801 code for a protein of 264 amino acids. Gene Ontology annotation, biological process: intracellular signal transduction; cyclic nucleotide biosynthetic process. Lineage: Eukaryota; Metazoa; Arthropoda; Insecta; Lepidoptera; Pyralidae.